This is a messenger RNA of Monascus purpureus, 360 nucleotides long. Lineage: Eukaryota; Fungi; Ascomycota; Eurotiomycetes; Eurotiales; Aspergillaceae. The record is from the annotation of a GenBank genome assembly.
AUGGCUGAACAACCCUACGACCCAUAUAUCCCAUCCGGCUCAUCUGGUGCCGGUGCCGAUAGAAAUGCUGCACACAGCGGCAAUCAGAGGACGGCCGCGCUGCAGGCGCAAAUCGAUGACACCGUCGGUAUAAUGCGCGAAAAUAUCAACAAGGUCUCGCAACGUGGCGAAAAUCUCGAUGCCCUGCAGGACAAGACAGACGGUCUUGCCACGUCGGCCCAGGGAUUCCGCAGGGGCGCCAACCGUGUGAGGAAACAAAUGUGGUGGAAGGACAUGAAGAUGCGAGUGUGUCUGGUCAUCUGCGUUAUCAUCUUGCUUGUAGUCAUCAUUGUUCCAGCCGUUGUGACCACCACUAAAUAA